GAGGAUCCGAACGACCCCAUACCAUCCACAAACGAAUGGACUGACGGAGAGAAACAACCGUACGCUGAAGGAGUGGCUCGCCUCGAAGGGCGGUAACUGGGAAACGGAGCUGCCACUGAUUCUACUAACACAUCGUGCCACCACCCAGGAAACAACGAAAAAGUCACCCUUUCAACUGAUGUAUGGUAGAAAACCACGAUUACCAAUACACAACGAAACCUGGCCCCUUCACCAAAAGUGGAGUACGACGAAAUUAAAAGCAGAACGGAAAGAAGCCGUCAAGAAUGUAAUGCAGAAGCAGCGGAGGGAUGUCGCGAAGUCUCAGCUGAGAGAAAAGACUCAGUGCAUUACAUUCUCAGUCGGGGACCAAGUGAAGUGUAGAGACAGAAGAUAUGCUGUCGGAUGCGGGCCAGGUUCACGCAAACUCCUUCCAAAGUGGGAAGGACCAUACACAGUCACAAAAAGACGGGGUCAAGUAUAUACCAUUAGAAGGGGUGACAAACAAAAACGAGUUAACGCCAGUCAGAUCCAACGAUGGGUGCAUUGGGACAAGCCGGUCUGUAACAAUCAUCAACUAGAGGAUGCAUCACCCAGAAGGUCGGGACGCCUUCGCGCGAAGCUAUUUGAC
Molecule: messenger RNA, 628 nt
Organism: Trichobilharzia szidati
Lineage: Eukaryota; Metazoa; Platyhelminthes; Trematoda; Strigeidida; Schistosomatidae
Source: the annotation of a GenBank genome assembly